CUCGAAACCUCACCUCAGCAUCUGUGUGACCCGUAAGCAAGAGACCCUCCACCUCGGAAACUAUUCCAAACCACAUCCAUCCUACCCCAUAGACAGCAACCAUGACUCCCCACCCCAUCACCGAUCGUCCGACCUACGACCCCCUCGCAGCAGAGCACAUCGCCCGACGUCCCCAGAAGCCCAUCGAAAUCAUCGAACCCGACCCAACCUGGCCAGCCAAAUUCGCGCUCAUCGAGGCGCGCAUCCGCUCCGCCCUAAGCAAUGACAACCUAAUCUCCGUCGCGCACGUCGGAUCCACCAGCGUGCCAGGCCUCCCCGCCAAAGACGUCAUCGACGUGGAUAUUGUCGUGCCCGAUCCCGACGCCGAAGACCGCUACAUCCCCGCGCUGGAGGCAGCCGGAUUCCAGUUCCUGUUCCGCGAGCCGACCUGGCACCGGCAUCGGUUUCUGUAUUUGAAAGACCCGUACGCGAAUGUGCAUGUUUUUGGACCCGAGGCGCCGGAGACGAUCUGGCAUCGGAUGCUUCGGGACUGGUUGCGUACGCAUGAGGACGACCGGGUCCUGUAUGCGGGGGUGAAGCGCGAGGCGGCGAGGGCGAGUCGAGAGGGUGGGGAGACGGUCAUGCAGUAUAAUGAUCGGAAGGAGGCGGUGAUUUUAAAUAUGUUGCAGAGGGCGUUUGAAGCUCAUGAGAAGUUGGAGAGUUGAUCCAGUUUUCUUUCUUUUCUUUCUUUUUUGUUUUUUGUUUUUCUUUGAGCUCUAGUUUGGCAUAGAGUAUGAGUAGUAUCUGUGUUAAAGAAUAAGCAGCUUAUAAGAUUAUAAAUAGCAUGUUGUUGGC
This is a messenger RNA of Aspergillus campestris IBT 28561, 834 nucleotides long. RefSeq names its product GrpB family protein. The transcript has a single exon. The coding region runs from base 102 to 704 and encodes 200 amino acids. The record is from RefSeq and is a predicted model, not a curated record. Lineage: Eukaryota; Fungi; Ascomycota; Eurotiomycetes; Eurotiales; Aspergillaceae.